Asparagus officinalis (garden asparagus) is the source of this 311-nucleotide messenger RNA. Its product is annotated as GRF1-interacting factor 1-like. NCBI's taxonomy places the organism in Eukaryota, Viridiplantae, Streptophyta, Magnoliopsida, Asparagales, Asparagaceae. Gene Ontology annotation, cellular component: nucleus. Gene Ontology annotation, molecular function: transcription coactivator activity. The record is from RefSeq and is a predicted model, not a curated record. Bases 10 to 258 code for a protein of 82 amino acids. Gene Ontology annotation, biological process: positive regulation of transcription by RNA polymerase II; cell population proliferation; leaf development. The transcript has 3 exons.
CAGCACCUGAUGCAGAUGCAGCCCAUGAUGGCAACCUACGGUUCACCGAAUCAGGUCACCACCGAUAUCAUUCAGCAGUAUCUGGACGAGAACAAGCAGUUGAUUCUGGCUAUUCUUGAAAACCAAAAUUCAGGAAAAGCUGAUGAAUGUGCUGAGAAUCAGGCUAAGCUUCAGAGGAAUCUGAUGUAUCUUGCAGCCAUUGCGGAUAGCCAGCCCCAAGUUCCUACCAUUGCUCAGGUAUAUAUUGGUAUUGGCUAACAUCAAUUAUCGGUAGGGUUAUUUUCAGAUGCACUCUCUAUAGUUAGGGGGCU